Molecule: messenger RNA, 1430 nt
Organism: Achroia grisella
Lineage: Eukaryota; Metazoa; Arthropoda; Insecta; Lepidoptera; Pyralidae
Gene: lasp
Product: LIM and SH3 domain protein 1
Exons: 8
Coding region: 151-1419 (422 amino acids)
Cellular component (GO): focal adhesion
Molecular function (GO): actin filament binding
Source: RefSeq, a predicted model, not a curated record
UCGAAGCACCACCGAAAUACGUGCUCUUGAGUGUUUUUUAUUAAAAAGUGAAUUCUAAACUUUGUUCGUGAAUCGUGCAAACUUGUGUUCCUCUGUGAAAUAUCAGUGCUUGUAUUUAUCGACAGUGUUUGUGUUUUUAAAGCGUUCAAAAUGAAUAAAACUUGCGCAAGGUGCGAGAAAACAGUUUAUCCCACUGAGGAACUGAAAUGUUUGGAUAAGGUGUGGCAUAAAGGAUGUUUCAAAUGUCAAGAGUGCGGUAUGACGCUGAACAUGCGCACGUACAAAGGAUACGGGAAGCUGCCGUAUUGUGAAGCACACGUGCCAAAAGCCAAACACACAACAAUGGCGGAGACGCCGGAACUGAAGCGGAUAGCUGAAAAUACGAAGCUACAGAGCAAUGUCAAGUAUCACGCCGACUUCGAGAAGAGCAAGGGGAAAUUCACACAGGUAGCCGACGAUCCAGAAACAUUAAGAAUCAAAGCCAACACAAAGAUCAUUAGCAAUGUAGCAUACCAUGGAGAAUUGGAGAAGAAGGCACAAAUGGAGAAACAGCGGCAGAUAAACGAGAACGGUGAACUGGUUGAAGUCGCAACCGACAACUAUCAUCAGCAACUUGAAAACUACGCUACCGAGAUGCUUCCGCCCCCGGUAGCACUAAAUUUACCCCAGAAGAACCACUACCAAACACCCCAACAAUACCAACCUCCUCCACAAAAUUACCAACCACCCCAACAAAAUUACCAACCGCCCCCUCAAAAUUACCAACCGCCCCCUCAAAAUUACCAACCACCCCCUCAAAAUUACCAGCCGCCCCCUCAAAAUUACCAGCCGCCCCCACAAAAUUAUCAACCGCCCCCUCAAAAUUACCAACCGAGGCAGUACGAGCAAUACAAAAAUAAUACGGAGUCAUACAAACCGAGCUCGGAUGAACAGUAUUAUAAGCAGAAAUAUGAUGACUACCAGUAUCAGCAGAAUUACACGGUUGGUAAUAAUCAGAAGAUUGGCAGGAUUCAAGAUUACGAUCCAGUUAGUGAUGGACCGAGGGCGCCACCGAACACACAGAGGGCGUCGGCGACGCUCAUCUAUAACAGCACUAGUGAUGCGAAGAGAGGUGCCCAUCACCCCCAGCAGCAGGCCAGCCGUCAGAUCGGCCGGGUGACUGACAUGGAUCCGCUCGCUGAACAAGCGAAGUCAGCGCCCGUACAAAAAACUCAGAAUCAGGUGGUGUACGUAGCUAUGUACGAUUAUGAAGCGAACGAUAGCGAUGAAGUAUCAUUCCGAGAAGGCGACUACAUAUCAAACGUGACUUCGAUCGACGAAGGCUGGAUGACGGGGCAGGUCCUUCGCACCGGACACACCGGCAUGCUGCCAGCUAACUAUGUUGAACGUCUCUCAAAACCUUUACAGUAUGCUAACUAACAACACGACUC